Molecule: messenger RNA, 2012 nt
Organism: Exaiptasia diaphana
Lineage: Eukaryota; Metazoa; Cnidaria; Anthozoa; Actiniaria; Aiptasiidae
Product: Werner syndrome ATP-dependent helicase homolog
Exons: 20
Coding region: 36-2012 (658 amino acids)
Biological process (GO): telomere maintenance; double-strand break repair via homologous recombination; DNA replication
Cellular component (GO): chromosome; nucleus; nucleoplasm
Molecular function (GO): four-way junction helicase activity; ATP binding; 3'-5' DNA helicase activity
Source: RefSeq, a predicted model, not a curated record
AAGUGAUAAAAUGUGGCUGGAAUGCAUCGUUGUAAAUGAUGAGUAGCUUGGAAAAUGCAAUCGAAAAAUUGUCUUCCGCUGCAAAUCGCUUGAACCAAGUAGUGCACUACCUCGAGAAAGAAGUAGAGAGCCAUAUACCAGAUGAACUUAUUGAUGCAAUUGAAGAAAACGUGAAUCGAUUGUACGGCAAAGUUGUCCAGCCUUGUCAAGAAGACGUGACCUCAGAUGGCGAUGACAAUACUUCUACCGUCUCGCCACCAUCUCCAAGUUGCUUAGAUCAAGUGAUAAAUGAUAGCGAUGAUGAUACCGUAGAUCCUAUUGAUGAUGAUCAUAAUGAUGCUGAUAAUGAUGCUGAUAUUAUGGAUCCAAUAGAUAAUGAGAAUGAUGAUGAUCUAUUUGAUGAUGUUCUAUCCAAGGUUGAUUUUGAAGAACUUUGCAACAAAAGUAUAAGCGAGUAUGAAGAAAAAUAUGUGAACAAAAACAAACAUGAUGUUUUAUCUGAAGAAAAAGCUGUCAACUCAUCUUCAAAAGAGAACCACAACAUCAUGACAGAUAAUSAAGAUAUUCCCAUUGCUGAGCCCGAUGCUAGGUAUAAGAAGGUUUUGAAAGACUAUUUUGGACAUUCUAAAUUCAGACCAAUGCAGUGGAAGAUUAUUGAUCUGGUCCUCAACCAAAAGAGAGAUGUUUGUGUUGUCAUGGCAACAGGAUAUGGCAAAAGUCUGUGCUAUCAGUUCCCACCAUUAUUUAACCAUAGUAGUGCUGUCGUGAUAUCACCCUUGAUUUCACUCAUGCAGGAUCAAGUCAGAAAGCUAGAAGUCAAUAAUAUUUCUGCUUGCUACCUUGGAAGUGCACAGACUGACAGUGCCAAUAUAAGAGCUGGAAUCUUCAGGGGUGAAUACAGGGUCAUCUAUUUGACACCUGAGUAUGUCAGUGCAAAUGUAGAAUUCCUGGCAAGGCUAAAGAGAGAAGUUGGUCUCAGUCUUGUUGCUGUUGAUGAGGCCCAUUGUGUGUCGCAGUGGGGACAUGACUUUAGGUCAUCUUACAGACAACUUGGMUGCAUUAGGAAUAAGUUACCCAAUGUUCCGAUAGUAGCAUUGACAGCAACAGCUACUGAGAUGGUUAGAAAGGACAUCUGCUCAUCACUUAAUCUGAAUCGACCAGCAAUGGUCUGUACUGGCUUUGACAGGCCUAAUCUAUAUUUUGAGGUACAAACAAAGUCAUCAAGUAUUAUUGAAGAUAUACGGCCACUUCUUACCGAGACCAAACAAUCAAACAAGGUAUCAUUCUCAUUUGGYGGCCCUACCAUCAUCUACUGCCCUACAAAGAAGUCUACUGAAACUGUCCAGGAAGCAGUAGCAGCAUGUGGUGUCUCUUGUCUUGUUUAUCAUGCUGGAUUAGCAUUAUCGGCAAGAAAGAAAGCUCAAACAAAGUUCACUAAUGAUGAAAUUGAGUGUGUYGUAGCUACAGUUGCCUUCGGUAUGGGAAUUGAUAAACCUGAUGUACGAAGAGUUAUUCAUUAUGGAGCUCCUAAGGAUAUUGAGUCAUAUUACCAAGAGAUAGGAAGGGCUGGAAGAGAUGGGGAAGAAAGCACAUGCCAUGUAUUUUAUAAAUCAGGAGACUUUGCUGUAUCAAGACACCUUAUAAACGAAAUUGGAUCAGAAAAGCUAAGGAGCCAUAAAUUAGAGAUGCUCAACAAACUAGACCAAUUUCUAAACACAUCGGAGUGUAGACGAAGGAAAGUCUUGGCAUACUUUGAGGAUCCUAGCAAACUUCAGAAUAUYGGAGGAACAUGGAAAUGCUGUGAUAAUUGCAGAAACAUCUUAAGGAACCCUUCCUCUAAAUCAAWUAAGAAGGAUUACACUGAAGAAGCCAAGCAACUUUGCUCUGCCGUGAAGGCAACAGGAAAUGGCAAAUAUGGAGUUACAAUGGUGGUAUUACUACUUAGAGGAUCUACCUCACAGAAGGUUCCACUUCGAUUCACAAAGAUGAGGGAAUAUGGAACUGGAAGGUAA